Messenger RNA from Schistosoma bovis, 348 nucleotides. NCBI's taxonomy places the organism in Eukaryota, Metazoa, Platyhelminthes, Trematoda, Strigeidida, Schistosomatidae. The record is from the annotation of a GenBank genome assembly.
AUGGAGAAUCAUAGGUACGUAGCAGUACCAAGGGGCGAACCUCUAAAACUGUUAGAUUAUCAGAAAACUGAUGAAAGGUCACGAUAUGCAUCAAAUCAUCAUACAUCAUCGGAAUUAUUCGAAAAGUAUUGGAGAAAGCGUCAUAUACGAUUAAAAAGCCAAGUUGGAAGAUUAUCCGAUGGAUUUCGUCGUAAUGUCAAAGUUAUAUUUGUUUAUCGUAAUGGUGAUACAUUUACACCAGCUAUACGUGUACAUUUAAGACCUAUACAAGCAAUGGAUUUCGAAUUAAUUAUGCGUGCAAUUGAAGAUUGUGUUAUUUUACCAUAUGGAAAAGCUGUUCGAAGGUAA